Messenger RNA from Cotesia congregata, 639 nucleotides. The record is from the annotation of a GenBank genome assembly. Lineage: Eukaryota; Metazoa; Arthropoda; Insecta; Hymenoptera; Braconidae.
AUGAUUGAAAAUAUUAUUCCGCGUUCUUCAUUGUGGAUAAUUUUGUUAUCUUUAUACUUGUGCUCAUGUAAAUGUCCUCUUUCCGGCGAUGACAAAGUAGUUGAUUAUAAUAAGAUGGUUGGAGAAUGGUAUGUAGUAGCUGCUUCACCUGUAAGGGAUAAAGUCGGAAAGUGUUUACAUUUCAACGUCGUAAUGAACGGAACUGAUUCAUUUGCGAUGAAUUUCACUACUACUAGUCCGAUAAGCAAUGGACGGCUUUUAUGGAGGAUUAAUGGUAAACAAUCAGAAAAUGAAACCAUUGCGACAUGGCAACUUAAUGGAUCACCUAGAGUACUAGGUAAUAUAAUUCCAUUAUAGGUUUCUAUAAUAUUGCAUGUUUUAAUGCAGAUAAGGAUAGAUAGUCGAAAUAGUCCAUUUCUUCACAAAAUGUUGGUGGUGAAUUACACACAGUUCUGCGCGAUGAUAGUUUGUACGGGACCUAAGUCUCCAAUGUACAGAAACUCAUUUGGGAUGAUUUGGUCUCGACAAAAAUAUUUACCAACCAAUGACUUAAUAUAUCUUAAAGAUGAAAUAGCGAAAUACGUCAAUAAGCAAGAAAUUGUUGAUGUUAACAAUACAUGCUCAGGAAUAUCGUUUUAA